UGUACUUACUUACUGUAAUUUUCGAAUACUUAAUUUUUGCUCGUGGCAGAUUUUUGAAUGGGUUUGCGGUAUUAGGGGAUACUUUUGCUACGGGUCAUUAUUGGUUAAUUUUGUAAGUCGCGGACGUUUCUUUUAUCCACAAUACCUUAGAGUUUACCAUGCAGAGGCUUUUGCUUUGAUGCUUCGAGUAUCCUCAAAGUUUCCAUAGUCAGUUGUCACAGCACGCAGAGAGUCUGCCCAGUCUUAUAAAACUUUGGAGACCAGAACGACAGCGAUAUAACAUGCCUAAAAAUUCCGAUGUGCCUAAACAUCGUAAGGAGAAGCUUGCUCGAGAUGGAUCGCCUGAGGGGGAAAUGGAUCCUGAGCUGGUUCGGAAUCCGCCCCAAAUGCCAGACUCCAGCGUUAAAUUUACGGAAAACGUUAUCUCCACAUGCAUUGCCAAAGGUUUCAAGAAGUCGAAAACUAAAGUUGCGGGUGAUGCUGUGCAGAUGAUGGAAUGGGCUACUCGGGUUUAUGUUUUAGAACUAUUAUGCCGUUGUGCUCAGGAAGCCCAGCUAUUUUGUAGAAAGAUCGUCAGACAAAAGUUGAUGAGACACAUCUGGAGAGAAUUUUGGCGCAAUUCAUGCUGGAUUUCUCCUAGGAACCACGGUAUUUGCACCGAAUUAUGAAAACAAAACAAAGCAUCAAAAAUGAGAGAAGCACUAUACCGAACACGGUGCCAGUGGAAGAAACCAACCAAAAUACCAAGAACUGCCUUUGCAAAAUCAACCAGCAAAAAAACACGUAUUGCAACGGUUUGGUUGAGUGGAGAAAUGGGAUAAAAAAACCAGUCGCGCGCGCAAAACUGUAACGUCACGCAAAAUGCAUUGCUAUUUAAAUACGUCCCUUGUUAGCUUGUUUCCUCGUUCGUGUUGCUGUUUUGAUUCUUGAUGCCAAAAACCAGCUGUAUGAUAUGCUCACAGUCGUGUUCCUUCAGGAAGCGGAAAAAUUCGCCCAUAUCUCGGUUACCGCUUUGAGUGCCGCCUGCGCUGUUGCUGUUAUUGGCGGAAGUUGUGGUAAUUUCCUUAAAUUUGGAAAAUUUUUGCUCUUUUGCUACGUUAUCAGCUGGAAUAGUAGAAUUCUCUUGAUGCUUUAGAGUAAUGCGCUGCCAUGAUAAACGUCGAAUUUGUUCCCAGAAAGCUCGCGUAUCCUGGCGCAUCCC
Molecule: messenger RNA, 1201 nt
Organism: Paramacrobiotus metropolitanus
Lineage: Eukaryota; Metazoa; Tardigrada; Eutardigrada; Parachela; Macrobiotidae
Exons: 6
Coding region: 282-668 (128 amino acids)
Biological process (GO): kinetochore assembly; DNA repair
Source: RefSeq, a predicted model, not a curated record